UCAGAGUAAAAUAAAUAAUGUCAUUAUGCUGUUGAUCCCAUUAUACACUACUACUGUGGUAUUAGUAGUAUAUAAUUAAAAUAACAAAUAAAUAAAUGAAAUCACUAAUCAAGUUGUUUAGUUAAUAAUAUUGGCCAUAAUGAGGAGGAGGAGGAUAAAAAGACAGAGAGAGAGAGAGAUGAUGGAGAAAAGCGAAGGGGUAGUUUAGGAAAUUAGAAAGAAAGAGGAGGCGAAGGAUUAGGAAUAGUCGUUGUUGUGUGUGUGUCUUUGUAGAAGUCGCAAUCAGAUGAGUGAAGGCAUUCACAGGCGAAUCACAGCCUUCUUCUUCUUCUUCUUUUGAACUCUUCUCUCUCUCACUCUUUCUCUGAAUCUGCCGUCACGAGGAAGCUUCUUCUUUACAUGCAUUGUUUGUUUAUUGUUUCUGAAAACUGCUUCUGAUUUCUCCGUCGGUUCGUUCACGAUUCUUUUUCUGCCAUGGCCGCCACUGGUGAAGCGAGGAAGCAGCAAUUCGGAGAUGGGAACGCAUUAGUCAAGUAUCCAAGCUUCAAGUCUCCUCUUAAGCCUAGCUUCACCGAUGGUGUCAACCACUGCGCCAUAGAUGUUUCUCCUCUUCUUGUUAAGGAGGAGGCUGCUUUCCCUUUGAAUCAACAAGACACUUCUUCACUUGUCCAAGACGUGUGUACUAUCUCAGUCCUACCUGAUGAAGGAAACACAGUCCCACAAUGUACCUCCCAGUUCACUCUCUUGAGCUUCGUCAAGGCUCUUCUUCCUUCUAAAAACCAGAUGCUCAUCGAUGCCCAACUCAACUGUCAGAAAACUCAGAACCGCAUCAAUGUUCUGCUGGGUGGCACUGAUUCCUACCAGUCUUGUGUCGUUGACAUUAACGUCGAGAAAGGGAACGGUGUUGAUGCUCAUGACGGUGGAGUCGUUGGAAAUGUCAAGUCCGAGAGUGUUCAUAUGCAAAAGGUAUUGCAGAGACAAGCAAGCAUGACCACUGAUAAAGCGAUCUCCGAGAGAUGCCAUGAUGCACCAACCAAUAGGUGGAGAAGAUACAAGCGUGCCGCUUCAUUCGAUUCAAGGAAAAUCGUCAUCCUUUUCUCCAUCUUAUCAAGUGUGGGAACAUUGAUAUUGAUCUACCUAACACUGAGAGUGAGGCUAAACGGAGACAACAGCUUCAAUCAUAUCUAGUCAAAACUGUAACACUGGCCUCCUUUUCUUCUUCGUUGUCUCUGUUUUGAAUCUUUUUUUCUCACAAAACUCGUCUUCAGUUCUUAGUUUCAUAAUGUUGAUAAGUCAACACUUUCUCUGUGAAUAACAACUGCGAGUGCAUCAAUUGCAUACCUUUCCCAACCAUUUCUUUCCCUUUAAUUUUGAUUUUUAGAAUGUUUAAAGUUUAUACACUUACAAGAGGCUCCUACAAAUAAAAAACGACCACUGUACUAAUAUGGAACUUUUGGAAUGAUCAGAGAU
Messenger RNA from Eruca vesicaria subsp. sativa (arugula), 1470 nucleotides. NCBI's taxonomy places the organism in Eukaryota, Viridiplantae, Streptophyta, Magnoliopsida, Brassicales, Brassicaceae. The record is from the annotation of a GenBank genome assembly.